AGAUGUUUUAGUGUUUGAGUCAGGAAGAAGCACAAAGUACGAGACAAUAGACUGAACAUCUGGUCCGUAUGCCCUGGAGCCCCUCAGGAGGACGACCUGUAAAUCCUGCAAGGACAACAACUGACCUUCAAAGCAAAGAUGGAGGCCAGCCAGCAACUGCUUUACAUGCAGCAACAUUCUUGAUAAGUCAAAGAAUGUUGUGAAUGAGUGAAUGAAUGUGAAAGAAUGUCAUCAAAAGGAGGUAAAAAGCUGAGUUUGAUGACAUCCUCGAUAUGAAACAAAUCGCCAGAAAGCUGAACAGCAGUUGAAAUGAUAAAUUCUUCUUUAACUUGGGAACGUAAUGUACUCAUUGCUGCUUGUGGCACAGCAGCCAUCGUUUUGCUAAGUUUUCACAAAUUAAUCAAAACGUGCACUCAGCGCAGUAAAACAUGCCUCUGAUAUGUUUAUUUUUUAAUGCUGUUAAAAUGCAGUACAGACUUUGAGCUCAAAUGAAACAAGUGCACAUAAAUUAGAUGAAUAACAGAAAUAAAAAAUCUUUAUUUUCUUUUGGGGCAAAAAUAAAUUGAAUACAAUACUUAUUAUUGUUAUCAUUUAGCAGUGCUGACAGGAAAGUUUCUAAAACGUGAGGGACCUUUAAUGAGGUCAGUCUGCUGCCUUGAACCCUUUAAAACAAGCAGGAAAGGUUUCAGCUCAGUUGCGAGGGACUCAGUCUGACUGCAACAAGUGAAUGUUAGCUUUCACACUGUGGUAUUUUUCACAUUUAAGUUCUUUACCAUAAUUUUCUCUUGCGUAAAUACAUGUUAUUGUUUGUGUAUUUCAUGGUUGAGCUUUUGCAGGAAAUCUGUGUUAAAAUGUAAAAUUUCAUCCACUGAAAUAUGCUGUGGUUGCUUUACAAGCUGAAAUGAAGAUGAAUGGAAACUCAACUCGGCCUUUAUAUUUCAUACUUGCUGCCUACUUUGACACUGGGCUUUUUAGAUAUUUAAACUUUCUUAUUAUCAUAUCUUUAUAUAUUUUAACUGUUUGCUCCAAUUUAUUUCUCAUUGUGGUUAUCUGCAUGAACAGAAGCUUACAUGAACCUAUGUACAUUUUCCUGUGCAGCCUGUUUGUAAAUGAACUGUAUGGUAGUACAGGGUUGUUUCCACUCCUGCUGGUUCAGAUCCUCUCUGACGUUCACACUGUUUCUGUUCCCUUCUGUUAUCUGCAGAUUUUCUGUGUGUACUCUUAUGUGUGCGUAGAAUUUUUCAACUUAGCCAUCAUGUCUUAUGACAGAUAUCUCGCUAUAUGUUGUCCACUACAAUAUAACACACGUAUGACAAAUAACAAAACUGCCACACUUAUUGUUGUGACCUGGUUUUGCUCUUUUCUUGUAGUUUUUGUCACAACAUUCUUAAGUUACUCUUUACAGCUGUGUGGCGACACCAUCAACAAAGUUUACUGUUUAAACUACUCCAUUGUGAAACUGGCCUGCUCUGAAACCAGAGCCAACAACAUUUAUGGACUUUUUGGCACUUUUCUCACAGUGUUUGGUCCUUUAAUUUUAAUCCUUUACACAUACAUGAAGAUUCUUAAAGUGUGUUUUUCAGGUUCUAAACAGACGAGACAAAAAGCUGUGAGUACCUGCACACCUCACCUGGCUUCUCUCAUCAACUUCUCCUUUGGUGUUUGUUUUGAAAUAUUACAAAGCAGAUUUGAUUUGAAAGGUGUGCACAGUAUGUUGCAUAUUGUUUUAUCCUUGUAUUUUCUGACGUGUCAGCCGCUCUUUAACCCUGUGAUGUACGGACUGAACAUGACCAAAGUCCGUACUAUAUGUAAGUCUGUUUUAAAAUUGUGUCGGAAAGUGAAUCAGAUUGAUUGAAAGAAAAGCUCAAAUUAAACAUUCAUGUUUGUGGA
Scatophagus argus is the source of this 1890-nucleotide messenger RNA. Its product is annotated as olfactory receptor 10A6-like. Gene Ontology annotation, molecular function: olfactory receptor activity; G protein-coupled receptor activity. The record is from RefSeq and is a predicted model, not a curated record. Lineage: Eukaryota; Metazoa; Chordata; Actinopteri; Scatophagidae. The transcript has a single exon. The coding region runs from base 902 to 1855 and encodes 317 amino acids. Gene Ontology annotation, biological process: G protein-coupled receptor signaling pathway. Gene Ontology annotation, cellular component: membrane.